Naegleria gruberi is the source of this 1056-nucleotide messenger RNA. RefSeq lists its product as uncharacterized. The record is from RefSeq and is a predicted model, not a curated record. The transcript has a single exon. NCBI's taxonomy places the organism in Eukaryota, Heterolobosea, Eutetramitea, Acrasida, Naegleriidae. The coding region runs from base 1 to 1056 and encodes 351 amino acids.
AUGGAACAAGUGUAUGGCAAUUUCAGUGGAGCACACUACAAACCCAAACCAUUGAAAUCUGAAACACAAACUCGAUACUUGUGGACUGAUGCGUUUGCAGUUUGUAAUUUCCUUUCGUUGCAUGUGGAAAGUGGUCAAGAUUCGUAUUUGGAACAAGCUAAGGCACUUAUUGAAGAGGUGCAUCAAGUUCUUGGAAAGGAUCGUUCAUUGCAACAUUAUUUGGGUAAGUACAUGCAGUUUCUAAUAACUAAUCUACUAAAUUAUUCGAAAGGAAAAUCCAAUGCUGAACAUCCCCUGUUGGGAGGUUUACGAAUUGGCAAGGAAGCCGAUGAAGAUGACGAAGAUGGCGAUGGUCAAUACUUUCACUAUCUCACCAAAUGGAUGUUUGCCCUCAACAGAACGUCACUAAUCACUCGAGAUGUGAAAUACAAUGAAUGGGCAAUUGAAAUGGCUCAAUCCAUGCAUAACAAGUUUAUCAAUCAUAGUUCUUCACGUGGAUUGAGGAUGUUCUGGAAGAUUUCCAUUGAUGGCUCGAGACCAGUUGUGAGAUCUGAAGGAAAUUUGGAUCCGUAUGAUGGUUAUGUUACUUAUAGACUUUUACAAUUGGUCAACCAGCAAUUAAAAGAAGGAAAGAAUGUGGAUGGAAGUGUUUUGAAUAGAGAAAUUGAAGAAAUGAAGGGAAUGGUGAUGGGAAAGUAUUUAAUGUAUCAGAGUUCGGAUCCUCUGGAUUUGGGAGAAACUCUUUGGUUGACCAGUUGGUUUCCUGAUGAAGAUUGGGCGAAUCAUAUGAGAAAAGUUGCCAUUUCUAAUAUUGAAGAGAUAUUCGAAAGCACGAUUAAGAGUACUAGAAGAAGAUUAGGUUUCAGAGACUUUGGUGUUUCGAUUGGAUUGCAAACUAUUCCAGAAAAUGAAAAAGAUGGAGAAACUAGACGAAUUGUUGAGAAUAUUCACUCUCUAUGGAAAGAUCAUCUAUUCGAAAGAGAUCAUGACAUAACUCCGGUCAUGUACUGUUCAUCUCUUUUACCUGGCGUCUUCAAUCCCAACUUUCUAUAUUAG